Molecule: messenger RNA, 804 nt
Organism: Rotaria socialis
Lineage: Eukaryota; Metazoa; Rotifera; Eurotatoria; Philodinida; Philodinidae
Source: the annotation of a GenBank genome assembly
AUGGAAACAUUAUUACCUAUAGGACAGAAGAAAAGUAUUCGGCCAACUAAAAAUCUAUCUGAUGAAAUGACACACAUUUUCCAUUUAAUUAAUGAUAUUUAUCAUCAGUCCUAUGUCUCAUUAGAUGAUGUAUUCAAUGAUAUAAAAACUAAUUCAAAUUUAGGAAAACUUUAUCAAUUAUUUGUAUCAUCAAAAAAUAAUAGAGAUAAUCUAUUUGAUGAUUUGAUUUUAAAAAAGAUACAAGUCUCAAUACCAAAAUUAAAUCAAAAAAAUAAUGAUUCGAUAAAUUUUAUAGAAUUUAUGAAACAAAUUGAUUUUGUAGCAAAACAAAAUCAUCUUAGUAAAGAAUAUGUGUAUGAAAAACUUUUGCAUCGAAAAAUUCCUAUGGAUACUCAAAAUCAAAAUAAUAAUGCACUUCAUUGUACUCUUACCUCACAUCAUAUACUACUAAAUGAAUAUAAUAAAGAUUUUUCUCAGCUUAAAAAUUAUUUCAUUGCACACAGUGAAAAGUCAAAUGACAAAUCUGAUCAUCGAAUGAAUUGUUUUACUUUUAUUGAAUGUGUUUCACAAUAUGUAGCAUUUAAUAAAUUUGAUAUUCGUCUUCACUUGAAUGGUCUUUUUUGUCAAGUUCAAUUGUCACUUGCUAAUCAAAGUGUUGCUGGUUCUGGUUCUCUUACCAUAGACUUUCAUGGAUUUAUGCUAUGUCUUCAACGAGUCGCUCGAACGUUUAAUAUUAAUUUAAGAAUGUUAAUAAAAAAUUUGAUUAAUCCUUAUAAGAAGAAAGAAAACUAUAGUACAAACUAA